AUGUCCAGUAGAAAGCUAGGAGGUGGGAGAAUUUUGGGUAAUGGGAAGUCAUUGGCACCUCCUGCCCCUCUGGCGCAACAACGAAGUUCUGGUUUUAUCACUCCUUCAGAAAGUACUCUUUCAUUGAGUUCAAGUCAUUCAUCGUCUCCUUUAGCUACUUCAUCUUUACCAAAUGAUAGUCAGGAUCUGAGUUCGAGGGUUUCGAUGGAAAAUGGACGUUCGUCAAGUGUCAACGCUGCGACCUCGAAGCUCCAAUGUCCAAUAUGCACCGAAGAAAUGAUGACUUUGUUGCAACUGAAUCGACAUCUCGAUGACAACCACCAAGAACUUCCAGAAGUAGAACAGGACGAAGUAAAGAAUUGGUUCGACAAGCAGGUUAUAAAGGCGAAGAAGUUCCAACCGCUAGCGGUAAUAAAUCAGAAGCUCAAGGGAUUAGAUGUCUUCGAAUCAAACGACGUGCCAACAUCCUCGAGUCCUAUACCGAACGCUAUUUCUGGAAAUCGCAUAUCAAUUCCCGAACAUGUCGGACCAGAUCCCGAUGAAGUAAUUACAAGGAAACAUUGGCAGAAAUCUGGAUUCAAUGAUACAUGCACGGAACCAAUAUGCGGGAAGAAACUUGGUGCGGUCAACGGAAGUGUUAAUUGUAGGAAAUGCGGGCGUCUAUUCUGCGAGGACCAUACGAUGUACCAAAUUAAACUCUCGAGGUCGGCACAACACGAACCUGUACGAGGAUUAUGGUGUAGGGUUUGCGAGACUUGUUUCAAGUCAAGAGAAGGAUACAAUGAUCACAAUGGUUAUUUACGAGAUCAUACAAACGAUUUUAUGGCCAUGCGAAGGAAACAUGUGGACAAGGCAUAUCUGGAAAUCUCGAGAUUGGAAAAGCGGCUCACUAAACUGACCCAACUACUUGCGAAUCCCCCAGAGGAUAUGACUAGCAAUGGGACAUUAUUAUCUCUGGCAGGACAGAAGAAUUCACGCAAAAUACUAGAGCAAUCAGUGGUAACCUGGGAAGAGGAUGCGAAAGUUCCAAAAUGUCCUUUUUGUCAACAAGAUUUUGGUUCUUGGUCAUUUCGGCGGCAUCACUGUCGACUGUGUGGACGAGUUGUCUGUUCAGAUCCCAGAACUGGGUGUUCUUCUGAGAUUGGAUUGAACGUCACGGCAAUAACUGACGUCCAGUCAGAAAAACAUACAGAGAACAUCAGUUUCGAUAUUCGGAUGUGUCGCGACUGCAAAACAACGGUCUUCUCCAAGAAAGACUUUGCUGCUGAACUCAUGGUAAAGACGCCUUCUCAACGAGCUUAUGAAAAUCUCCUACAAUUCGAGAAGGGUAUUCGUCUACUGCUACCCAAUUUUCAACGCCUCUUGAUUGCACUCCAAGAUCCGGAAAAACCACCAUCGCAUGUCCAACUUGUUGAAGCUGCCAAAGUUCGAAAGAGAUUGAUGGAUAGUUUUGGAAAAUAUGAUCAAGCUGGAAGACGCAUACGUGACUUACUAACCCCCUCACCCACACAACAAAAAAUCCAAAAAGCAAUUUACCAACAAUCUUCUGGCUUUCUCCACCUUCACAUGCUACCCCUUAAAUCUCUCCCCAAAGUCCUCAAGCACGCCACACCCUCUAGUCACUCAUCCCUGCUCCCUCAAAACGGACGAUCCGCCCUCUCAAAUAUCAAAUACGACACGACUACAGAAACAUCGUCACAGAUCUCGGAUAUAAGCCAAAUAUCACAAAUGGAACAGGAAGAACAGGAACUAAAGGAAAAAUUAAUAGUAUUAGAAGAACAAAAGUUCUUCGUUCAGGAAAUGGUACAGGAUGCGGGGAAAAGAAGGAAGUUUGAUGAGGUGGAGGCACUAAGGGCCAAUUUGGGAGAUAUGCAGAGGGAGAUUGAUAGGGUCAAUGGCAUGAUUGAGCAGUUGGAUUUUGAGGGCGUUUAUAGGAAGGAGAUGGACGGGGGUGGCGGUGAGGUUUUAGGAUUAGGGAGGUAA
Messenger RNA from Sclerotinia borealis F-4128, 1983 nucleotides. The record is from the annotation of a GenBank genome assembly. NCBI's taxonomy places the organism in Eukaryota, Fungi, Ascomycota, Leotiomycetes, Helotiales, Sclerotiniaceae.